Molecule: messenger RNA, 4363 nt
Organism: Microplitis demolitor
Lineage: Eukaryota; Metazoa; Arthropoda; Insecta; Hymenoptera; Braconidae
Exons: 15
Coding region: 93-4271 (1392 amino acids)
Biological process (GO): protein processing
Cellular component (GO): plasma membrane
Molecular function (GO): metalloendopeptidase activity
Source: RefSeq, a predicted model, not a curated record
UUCAGCCUUGAUGAUCAUUUAAAUAACUGAGAUCCGACCACUUGUCGUCAAUAGCGAGUAGUCGAGGAGACUGGUCUUAAGUCUAUUUCACGAUGAAACCAAUCAGGCAAAACACGCCACGGAUGCGAGGGUUGCUCGUGGUAACAAUCAUCGGAACGAUUUGUUCGAUAAUCCAUACCGAAGCCGCCAGUCUUGUGUCUCCACCAAAAGAACCAGAACACAAAUGCACAGAAGAUGAGUGCGUCGUAGAACGUCUGGAAAGUGCGGCGCGUAUUUUGAAGUACCGUAACCCAUUUGUUGAACCUUGCGACAAUUUCUACCGAUUCGUUUGCGGUUUUUACAGUGAUUUUGAAAUCACUGGUAGCCCACAACUCUACGAGUGGAUGCGAGGUGCUACUAUUAACGGACUGAUUGGUGACGAUGAUGUGAAGAGUGAAUUCAAGCCUUUUAAACUCAUUCAGGAUUUCCACGAAACCUGCAUGAAUGAAGAACUGUCUGGAGAACAAGAGCUGACUGCUGUGAAAGAUGCUAUCAAAGAACUGGGUGGUUGGCCCGUUUUGGAAGGUGACAAAUGGAAUGAAGCAGACUUCGAUUGGAUGGAAUUUACUGCUAAAUCAAAGGCAGCUGGAAUCGAUCUUAACUAUUUCUUGGGCUGGGAACCAGAAUUGUUACCUGACGGAACAGAAAAUAAACUGAUAUUCAACCUUCAAAAAGCUCCAAACAGCAUCGAAUACAUAUGGGCCUCAACGGAGGAAGAACCUUUUUACCAAAAUUACAUUGCCGCAAUAGUAAAACUUCUUGGCAAGGAAGACAACGUCGAUGAAGAAGUGAAGAAAAUAGUCGAGUUUGAAGAAAAAUUAAUCGAAAUCAGCGAUAUGCAAGAUCCAGAUGAGGAAGACAUUAUGCCUGUCGAUGGGUUAAAAGAGAAAAUACCUGGUGUCGACUGGGAAAAGCUGGUCAGCAAGACUCUGAUCCCCUUUUUGGAUGCCGAUGACAAGCCUUUUAUCAAAAUCUGGGAUGCAGACGCGCUGCAAGAAAUGAUAAAGCUCAUAGACAGUACUCCUAAACGUGUACAAGCAAACUACGCCAUAUGGAAAGUAGUUCAGUUCGCAGUUCAUUACUUGACACCUGCAUUCCUGAACGCGAGAGAUAAGUUCUACAACGAAAUAACAUACGAAAGAGACGGUCGAGAAGCCGGUUGCGAUGAAAUGACUAAGGAAUACGUCGGAGAGGCUAUUGCCUUCUUCUACAUGUCCCAAUAUAACGAUGGCUCUGAAAUAAUAAGUAGCAUGGUAGACGCGAUCAAGAAAGAGAUGAUCAAAAUGGUGAAAGAGUCAUCGAAAUUCAAUGACGCGGUCAAAGAAAAAAGCACCAAGUUGAUCCAAGAACUGCCUGUAACUAUUGGCCCGUCAGAAAAGUUGUCAGACCCAACGCAAUUGGAGAAAUUAUACGAAGGGGUAGAAGUUGAUAAAGGAAGUUUUCUGAAAACACUCGUGAAUUUCAAUAAAUUGAGAUUGCGCCUAGAUUAUAGCAGCAAACUAAACAACGACUACCAUUUCAAUGCGGAGGAAGAAGAAGAUGGAAAUCCGGGACUGCCUGAGAAUCAUGAAGGUCAUUUAUAUAUACCGACAAAAAUGUUAGCAAGCCCAAUAUUCCAUGAAGGUCGUCCAUUGUACAUGAAUUUCGGGGCGGGUGGCAUGGCUUUGGCCCAUGAAAUCUAUCCUGCAGUAGCCACUUUGGCAGAUACUAGCGACCAAGCUGAAUGUUUCAGUCACCUAUUUGACGAUCUUAAAGAGCCAGAACUACAAAAUAUGACCAGUACAGCCAAAGUGCAUGGGGUAGCUGCUCAAUACAUUGCGUUCAAAGCAGCUUAUCAUGCCUACAAGGACUUAGUGGCUGAAAUCGGCGCAGAAAAACCAUUACCUGAAGUUCCCUACACACCUGAGCAGUUAUUCUGGAUUUCUUACGCUGGAUCUUUUUGCUCCGCAAACAAGGAAGACGAAGAAGAUGAAGAAGAAGGAGAAGGAGAAGGAGAGGAAAAGGACAAAGACGAUUCACUAUCGCUGCCCGAAAUUGAAGUACUGAGAAUUCUAAGAAAUGUACCCGAAUUUGCGGCCGAUUUCCAGUGCGCCGCUGGUACUCCAAUGAAUCCCGAGCAGAAAUGUACCUGGUGCUGCGACUGCUUACAAAGACUAAAAAAAAUAAUCUUUGACAUGACGAUGCUCUGGCAGAAGUGGCCCUUGGCUCUAUUCGUAGUAGCCAUCGUGUUCGUUUGUUCGAUUAAUGGAGCCAGUAUUGUUUCUCCACCGAAACCGCCUGCGAACAAAUGUGAUGAUGCCACUUGCGUAAUUGGACGCUUGGAAAGCGCUGCGCAAAUUAUGAAGCACCGCGACACGACUGUUAACCCUUGUGACAAUUUUUACCGAUAUGUUUGCGGGAAUUUUGAAGUACCAGAGGUCGAUAAAUCUCCUGAAUACCUUGAGGCAAUAAAAGAUAUGCUAUUAAAUACGAUGAUUGGUCUUGAGGCAGCAAUUACUGAGUACAAACCCUUCCAACUCAUUGAAGAAUUACACGAUACCUGCAUGAAUGACAGUGCUCGUGGACCACAGGGUCUUGAAACAUUGAAAGAAUCUUUUACAUUUAUGGGAGGGUGGCCUCUUCUUGAAGGUGACAAAUGGAACGAAACUGGUUUUGAUUGGAUGGAAAUUAUCGGGAAAUCUAAAAUACUUGGUUACAAUAUAAAUUAUUUCUUAGACUGGGACCCAGAAGUUUAUUUUGAUGGUGAAAAUCAACAUAUUAUAUUCGAGCUUUUUACGGCCCCGAUCUUUUUUGAAUUUAUGAUGUCCGAAGAAGAUGAUCAUCAGGUUUACAAACAGUACAUGGCAGAUAUAGUAAAACUUAUGGGUGUUGAAGGUGACGUCAAAGAGGAAUUAGAUAAAGUCUUCGAGUUUGAGAAAAAACUCAAUGAUUUAACUGCAGAAGCGGUUUCCGAUGACGAUGAGAAGGAAGAAAUUAAAUCUGUCAAAGAAUUGAAAGAAAAAGUUCCAAGUUUAGAUUGGGAUGAAUUCAUCGAAAAUACUUUGACUCCUUUUAUGGAUGUCGAUGAUGUGCCUGUUAUAAAAGCUUCAGACCCUGACACCCUGACAAAGUUAAUAGACCUUAUUAAGAACACUCCGAAACGCGUCCAAGCAAACUAUGUAAUCUGGAGAAUGAUUCAACUCUCAGUUCCUUAUUUGACCACCGAAAUUAGAGAAAAACAAAAAGAAUUUUGGAACCAAAUAGGCUACGUUGAAACUCCCCAUGAAAAAGCUUGCGAGGAAUUAGCUAAAUUUUACAUGGAUGAAGCCGUUGAAUACUUUUUCUUGGAGCAAUACAAUGAAGACAGACAAGUAUUAUCGAACAUGGCGCAAUCUAUAAAGAAUCAGAUAAUCAAGAUGAUUAAAGAAUCCGAAAAAUUGACCGAAGAAGAAAAGGAAAAGGGCGUUAAAACCUUGACAGAUAUGGGAGUGACUAUCGGACCGUCUGCGAUAUUCGAAGACCCGACAAAUUUAGAACAAUUAUACGAAGAUGCUAAGAUUUAUCCUGACAAUUAUCUGAAAACGCUAUUGAGAAUGAAUAUGUUUAGAAUGACACUGGACUACAGUAAUGACUUUAAUGAAAAGUUUUACAGAAGCGAAGAGCAGUCUGGAGACAUAGGGGAGCCAGAUAAUUUCGAUAAUCAUAUAUAUAUUCCGACUAAAAUAUUAGACAGUCUUCUAUUCGACUACGAGCGCCCACUGUACAUGAACUACGCAGCUGCGGGCAUGAGCUUAGCCACAGCAAUGUUUGAAAGUAUUCAAGAUCUCGGAAUCUUGAAGGACAACGCUCCAACUGAACAGGUCACAUGUUUCAGUGCGUUGCUUGGUAACAUAUCAGACCCCGAAACACAUAUUCCGGUUAUGCAUGAAGGCGCAUCAGGUAUAGCUGCUCAAUAUAUUGGAUUCCGAGCUGCCUACAAUGCCUACAAAGAUUACGUGGCCGAAUAUGGCGCGGAACUUCCCUUGCCUGAAGUUCCCUAUACUACGGAGCAGUUGUUCUGGAUUUCAUUCGUCGAGCCGUAUUGUUCCAUCAACGUCGAAACGGAAGAUGAUGAAAAUGUUGAGGGCACUUCAUUAAAACUCCUGGAAUUCACGCUGAUGAAAGUUCUUGGAAAUGUCCCUGAAAUUUCGACUGACUUCGCGUGCCCCGUUGGAUCUCCAAUUAAUCCUGAGAAAAAAUGUGCCUGGUGGUGAAAAAAAAACGCCGUAAUUAAAUUAUAUCAUGAUUUUCUAAAAUUUAUUUGUCACACAUUAUUAUGAAAAAUAAAAUUUAUUUCGUUCGGCAA